This is a messenger RNA of Naumovozyma castellii, 939 nucleotides long. It is a transcript of the gene RRP36, whose product is annotated as rRNA-processing protein RRP36. The record is from RefSeq and is a predicted model, not a curated record. Bases 1 to 939 code for a protein of 312 amino acids. Lineage: Eukaryota; Fungi; Ascomycota; Saccharomycetes; Saccharomycetales; Saccharomycetaceae. The transcript has a single exon.
AUGUCCUAUUAUUUUAAGAAUUUGAAACCUGGACUUGAAUCAGAGUCGGACGAUGAAGACAAUUUGGGAGCAAUCCUUUCCAGAGGAAAUAAUAACAAGAUAGAUAACGAGUCUAGUGAUGAUGAGUUGAAGACACUGUCUUUCAAUUCUUUGAAGAAGGCAGAUGAACAGAUGAUGGAAGAGGAGGAGAGGGAAUUAGCAAAGAAACCAAAGAGUAGGAAAGUGGUGAAACCGUCUAAAUCUGUGAAACAGAAAGAAUAUAAAGAGGAAUCCUUUGAUGAAGAGGACAGCUCCGAUGUGGAUUCUGAAGAAGACAGUGAAGAAGAUGGUGGCUUUUUUGAAGAAGAAAAUGCAAAUAGCAACAAGAGAAGAAGCAAUAAGAUGGGUUCUAAGAAAAAGAGAAGUAAACAUGCUCCAACGGAACAGUCUUCCAAGAAAAGAGUUUCCAAGAUUAGAAAGAUUCCCGGGUUAGAAACACCAAAGACUCAAAAUUCCAACUUAUAUCAAGAUAUAAGAUUUGAUAAAUCUACAGGUGAAAGCACAGAUCUUUCUGUUAUUAGACGACGUUAUCAAUUUUUGGAUGAAUAUAGAGAAAAGGAAAUUCAAGAAUUGGAGAAGAUGUUACAUGAUCGUAAAUUUGUGCAAAAGAUAACUGAUGAAGAUCGUGAAACCAUGCAGGAAAGAUUAACCAGUAUGAAAUCUAGGUUGCAGACCGUUAAGAAUAAAGAUCUGGAACGUAAUAUUGUCAAAGAAUAUGAGGAUAAGAUCAAUAGUAACAACUCUACCAGAUAUCAUUUGAAGGAAUCUGAGAAACGUAAGGUUAUACAGAAAUGGAAGUUUGAUCAUAUGAAAUCGAAACAACGUGAGAAAGUUAUGGAAAGAAAGAGAAAGAAGAGAUUGGGUAAAGAAUUUAAGCAAUUCGAAUUUCAUAAAAGGUAA